AUGAGAAAGCAGAGAGGGAGCUGCGCAGCCCCAACCCUGGCGCCCCGGCUGGAUAAACCCAGCCACAAACCGAUCACAGCCCGAUCCGCGUACCCGCAGAAGGUUGGACAGACAGGGGCAGGGAUCUGGGACAAAAGUGGAGGCUCAAAUUCUUGCCCCGGUCUCCAAGACCCACUUUCUGGGGCGGUGGGAACAGAACCCCAGGUUCUGGGCAAGUGGAGCGGGCUGGAAGCUUGGUGUGUUGCCAACACAGUUCUGGAAGGGAGUGGGACUGGCGCUUUCCGCGGAUACGCGCGGGCGACCUCCACCGGGCUGGAACUUGAAAGGUGUUCUCCUGCUUCCCAAAUCGUGGGGAAGGAACGAGUCAGCAUGAUGACAAAUACAAAUGAAGAGUUGGCUGAGGCAUUUGCAUCUAGGGGGAGCCUGUUCGAGAGGAAUCGGCUUUACAACGCAGUAUAUUCUAAGAACGGUCUGGAACAUAAAGCAGUGCCAUCAGAUCAUUUGACAUACACUCCCGAAGAACUCUGGCAGGAGCUGGUCUCAGAGCAUGAAGGACUGGAGGAGUUAAUACACAGCUUCAGGUCCCUCCUGAGUAACGAGCGUGGCUGUGAGGUUUUACAUCUGCUCACAGCCCAACAGUGUGAGCUACUCUCUAAAAACCUGCGGAAGAACAGAGAAUUGUUUGUCCAUGGCUUGCCCGGCUCAGGGAAGACAACCAUGGCCAUAAUGAUCAUGGAGAAGAUCAGGAAUGUGUUUCACUGUGAGACAGAUGAAAUUCUCUAUGUCUGUGAGAAUGAACCUCUCAGGAACGGUAUCAGUAACAAAAACAUCUGCAAGGCAGUAACCUUGAAAACUUUCAUGGAAAAUGGCUUUGAAUAUAUCCAACACAUCAUCAUCGAUGGAGCUCAGAAUUUCAGCACUGAAUUUGGGAAAUGGUAUGAGAAGGCAAAAACCAUCACUCAGAGAGCACAGCCUUGCCCAGGAGUUUUCUGGAUCUUUCUGGACUACUUCCAGGGCAUCUCCAUCUUUAAUGAGACUGGCCUCCCCCCUUUCUCAGUCCAAUAUCCAAGAGCAAAGCUUACCAGAAUGUUCCGCUAUGCAGAACCAAUAGCCAACUUCUUACAACGAGAAAUGCAAAUAAUUAGAAGUAAUCCUCCACGUAACGUCCCCCCUGAAUCCCUGGAGAUGAUUCUUGAAGCUGAGUGGGCUUGGGGUAGUCAGGGAUUCUUAAAAAUCGAGACAGACUUGACUUUGCAGGAAAUAGUGACCUAUGUGGCAGACACCUGUAAGUCCCUCUUUGAUAAGCGCUGUUGUUCUGAACAGGAUGUUGCUGUGCUUGUCAGCACCACAUUUGAAGUGGAGUGUUACAGGUAUGAGCUCCUGAGAGCAAUGAGGAGGAAAAGGAUUUUGCAGCUUAGUAAUGCAUGUGACAUAUCGGGCAAUUUCAUUGUUUUUGACAGUAUGCAGCAAUUCUCAGGGCUGGAAAGGAGCGUGGUUUUUGUGAUCCUUUGGAAAACUUCUAAUAUCUUACGCAAUACUCUGCUCUGUCUGGCUUCCAGGGCAAAAGAACGACUAUAUAUUCUGUGGUGUCGUGACCGUUAGGAAGAACUCCUAACCAAAAUGAGAUGAGGCAGUUGCCUUGUGGACAUCUGCUAUUGAAAGUCUAUUUGGUAUUGAAACCUCUUUUUAAUUCAUAAAUUAGCACAGAUUGGAACGGUUAGGAUGUAGCGAUAUUUGUAGAAUAUACAAGCGAAGUAUAAGGAGGAGAACAAGGACAACAAGAAACCAUAUAUACUACUGUAUAUUAUUGAAGUUUACGAUUUGGGGGCUUUUGUCAAGUAAAUAGAAGUCUGAUAUAGGUGAUGGGCUGGCUGGUACAGGCCAGUGGAUUUUCAGUGAGUUCAAGAUGGUGGAAGUAGGUUCCCCUGGAGGAUCAGUGGGUUUGAGUUGGAAGAGAUGAAACCAGGAUCGGAUUUUUAGAAGCUUAGUUGUAGUGAGAGUAGUGCGAAUUAUUUGCAAAGGACUUUUUGCAGACGUUAGCGGGGCCACGUUUGUCUUGGGAGAUCUUUAAGUAAAGCCCACACUCCAGGUUUUAAAUGUUGAGUUCUCUUUAAAUUAAGGGGGUUGAGGAAAGUGGGCAUAUGUAUAUUUUCAACGAGUUUGUCAAGUGAUUUCAACCAUUGGCAAGGAAGUUUUAGGUGAGGGUGGGGAAAUUGAGGUCAAAGGGAUAGGGGAGUUUAAAAGGGCUAAGAAAUAAAGGCACUUCAGGAUAGAAGUAGAAUCUGUAAAGAUCUACAAAGAGCAUAGGGAAGGUUGUUUAUCCAGUAUUGUCAUCGUUUUAAGGAAAGCUUUAUAAGUUGUCGCUUAAAAGUUGAGUGAAUCUCAGGUUAGGACGUUUGACGAAAGUACCUUUAGUCGUGAGAAGUCCCCGCUCUUUUCAAAUUGCUACUUAGGACUGUAGGAUAUGACAGGUAGACUUAAAGUUCGUGUAAAUGUUCAGUCGUUGUCUUUACCUAGUAAGGCCCUAAUAACGGUGAUUAGCUCUAUCUUUGGGGGAAGGUCUCAGAUGGUACAAGACCACUCUCAAUUGUAUGAGUCAACGUAAGAUUGGUUAUUCUGUUUUUCAGUGGCUAUCUUUAUGUAGUUAUUUUUAACGAUGUAUUAAUUAUGAUCUUAAAACAUUUUACUUUUAUCAUAAUACCAAUUUUAGAACUAGUUUACUUACGAAACUUACCAAAGUCACGCAAACUAAAAGUCAUAGGCGGUAUUUUUGUUUUCGUCUUUGAGACAGAGUCUCACUGUGUUGUCCUAAGUAGAGUGCUAUGGCGUCAAUGCUCAAAGCAACCUCAGUCUCGUGAGCUCAAACCAUCCUUUAGCCUCAGCCUCCCAAGUAGCUGGGACUACAGGUAUCUGCCACAAGGCUCCACUAGUUUUCUAUUUUUAGUAGAGAAUGGGGUCUUGCCCUUGCUUAGGCUGAUCUCGAACUCCUGAGCUCAAGCAAUGUACCUGCCACCUCAGCCUCCCAGAGAGCUAGGAUUACAGGCAUGAGGUACUGCCCCAGCCUUGAGUUUUUUUCCUGUUUGUGAUAAAAUAUUUGAAGGGGGGAAGGUUGGGAGAAGGGGCAGAAAGGAGUUGAGAGGGAGAGGGAGUGAUGUGGGCACAGAGGGAGGCAGGAGCGGAUUUAUUAUUACCUAAUGGGUAUAAUGUAGGGGUGGAUGGCACAUCUUCUGGGUGAAGGCUCAACUACAACUUGGACUUUAUCUAAAAUAUCCAAACAAUGUAAUGUAAUCAUUUGUGCCCCUAUAGUGAUCUGAAAUUGUGAUUCCCUAACUCCAUCCAUUUUGAGCAAGUGAACCAGACUUACUCCAUUUGUUAAGAGCUUGCAGCCCUCCCCCCCGCCCACCGCCUUUGUAACCAGAAUAGCCCCUUGAGCAAGCAGCGACCCUACAAAAA
Messenger RNA from Nycticebus coucang (slow loris), 3453 nucleotides. RefSeq names its product schlafen family member 13-like. The record is from RefSeq and is a predicted model, not a curated record. Bases 1 to 1602 code for a protein of 533 amino acids. NCBI's taxonomy places the organism in Eukaryota, Metazoa, Chordata, Mammalia, Primates, Lorisidae. The transcript has 8 exons.